This is a messenger RNA of Hevea brasiliensis (rubber tree), 1527 nucleotides long. Its product is annotated as cinnamoyl-CoA reductase 1. NCBI's taxonomy places the organism in Eukaryota, Viridiplantae, Streptophyta, Magnoliopsida, Malpighiales, Euphorbiaceae. The coding region runs from base 289 to 1305 and encodes 338 amino acids. Gene Ontology annotation, molecular function: oxidoreductase activity, acting on the CH-OH group of donors, NAD or NADP as acceptor. The transcript has 5 exons. The record is from RefSeq and is a predicted model, not a curated record.
GAAAAAAAAAAAGUUACAAUUCAACAUUCUCGUGGUGUUAGGAGAAUAUUCUAUUAUUGCCAAAAUAUAAUAAUAAUUGAAGAAAUACAUAAAUUAAUCUCCCUCCACUCUUUUAUCUCUCCCUACAGGUACACAAAGCCGGGGUAGGUGGAGUGCGGCAAGCUCUUUUCCUUAUAAAUUACAAACACAGGCACUUGCUUUGCUUGCGCCCUCCUUCCAUUAUAAACAAUACACUUGUCUUCUGCUCCUUCCCUCUCAACAACCAAACACGACUUCUCUAUAACUACCAUGCCUGUUGAUACCUCAUCACUCUCUGGCCAUGGCCAAACCGUCUGCGUCACCGGAGCCGGUGGCUUCAUCGCUUCUUGGAUCGUUAAGUUGCUUCUUGAAAGAGGUUAUACCGUUAAAGGAACUGUGCGCAACCCAGAUGAUCCUAAGAAUUCUCAUUUGAGAGAGCUUGAAGGUGCCAAGGAGAGAUUAACUCUGUGCAAAGCUGAUCUUCUUGAUUAUGAGAGUCUUCGAAAGGCCAUUAUGGGGUGUGAUGGAGUGUUCCACGCUGCUUCUCCUGUCACUGAUGAUCCUGAACAAAUGGUGGAGCCAGCCGUGAAUGGGACCAAAAAUGUGGUCAUAGCAGCCGCGGAGGCCAAAGUCCGGCGGGUGGUGUUUACAUCUUCUAUCGGUGCGGUUUAUAUGGAUCCCAACAGGAACCCAGAUGUUAUUGUCGAUGAAUCUUGCUGGAGUGACCUCGACUUUUGCAAGAAUACUAAGAACUGGUACUGCUAUGGGAAGGCGGUGGCGGAGCAGGCGGCGUGGGAGGUGGCCAAGGAGAAAGGGGUGGACCUAGUGGCGGUGAACCCAGUUUUGGUUCUUGGACCACUGUUGCAAUCCACUGUCAAUGCAAGUGUUAUUCACAUCCUUAAAUACCUAACUGGCUCAGCCAAGACCUACGCCAAUUCUGUUCAAGCUUAUGCGCAUGUUAAGGAUGUGGCACUUGCCCACAUUCUUGUCUACGAGAUACCCUCCGCCUCCGGCCGAUACCUCUGUGCUGAGAGCGUCCUCCGCCGUGGUGAGGUGGUGGAAAUUCUUGCCAAGUUCUUCCCUGAGUAUCCCAUCCCCACCAGGUGUUCAGAUGAGAAGAACCCAAGAGCAAAACCAUACAAAUUCUCAAACCAAAAGCUCAAGGACCUUGGCAUGGAAUUUACACCAGUGAAGCAAUGCCUAUAUGAAACUGUUAAGAGUUUGCAGGAAAGGGGUCACCUUCCAAUCCCAAAACAGCCAGAAGACUCAAUUAGAAUUCAAUCCUAAAACCUCUCUUCAUGCUUCCACACUAAGCUACCAUUACACCUCAACUGGUUUGGUCUAUGCAAAUAGAUAACUAAGUUGAAAUUACUAAAAACUAGAAAUAUGCAAGUCCUUGUCAUUUUAGUGAAAUUGUCCAAACCAUCCUUUUAAAUGGUCACAUGUUCUGAUCAUGUAUUGUAAUGAAAUGGUUUGAUUCCCUAAUACAAUAAUCUUGAUUCCAAUAAA